Messenger RNA from Aspergillus pseudotamarii, 1584 nucleotides. Its product is annotated as Tannase/feruloyl esterase. Bases 1 to 1584 code for a protein of 527 amino acids. The record is from RefSeq and is a predicted model, not a curated record. Lineage: Eukaryota; Fungi; Ascomycota; Eurotiomycetes; Eurotiales; Aspergillaceae. The transcript has 2 exons.
AUGAGAAUCCUUCCUAUAUUCUACGCGUUUAAGGUCCUAGAAGUCGUCAAGGGCAUCCCGCUGGAGCGGCAACAGAAUGUCGAUUGUGCAGGUCUCGCUGGAGUCCAGGUUGACAAUGCCGCACGAAUCCAUCUCGCACAGAAUGUGGCUAUAGGCGGUCUCACACUAUCUAGUAAUGGAAACUCGAUCCAGAACGAACUUUCUCUCUGCCAUGUCCAAGGAACUAUGAACUACAUGGCGGGCGGGGAUGCUACGCCAGACCUAAAUGGGAAUAACAUACUUACCUGGGAAUUAUUCCUUCCGGACCAGACUCAUUACAAUGGACGCUUUCUUGCCGUAGGGAAUGGGGGCUUCGCAGGAAACAUAGACAAUUUCACCAUGCUCACAAACCUCAAUUCUGGCUUCGCAGUCGCGGGCUGCGAUAGUGGGCACCCACUGUCAGAAGCUGGACCUAGUGGGGCUAAUGACUCCGUACCAUUCCUAGAUGAUAUCGCGAAAGUGAAAGCCUGGAUCCACAAUUCAAUAGCCAUGACCACCAAUAUCACUCGGGCCAUCACUGCCAAGUAUUACGCUGAGCAACCGACCUACAGCUAUUUUUGGGGUUGCUCGACUGGAGGUGCUCAGGGUUAUGCACUUGCGCAGUAUCACCCUAUCUUGUUUGAUGGCAUCUAUGCUGGAAGUCCGGGAAACUGGUACAGCCAUUUAAUACUGAGCUUUCUCUGGAAUGGGCUCCGUGCGACAGGGGACGGAUUGAUCGGUCAAGGUGCUUUGAAUUUCAUUACGAAUCGAACAGUUGCUGCCUGUGAUGAACUGGAUGGCGUCAAAGAUGGUAUAAUUGAGAACCCGCUGAGGUGUAACUUUGACAUAAAGACGCUGGAGUGCCAGCCUGGUCAGACUGCUAUCACCAACAAUAAGACUAUAUGCCUUACUCCAGCCCAGGUCCAAUCUGCACUCCAAAUUUAUGCCGGACCGAAGGAUCAACGUACCGGAAAGCAGAUCUAUCCCGGCUUUGACCUGGGCUCUGAAAACGGUUGGUUAGGCCAAGAGACAUCUUUGUAUUCCUCGUACGCGGCUCCUAUCCUUCGACAGCUAGUCUUCAAAGACAAAACAUAUAACGUCACUUCUUUCAACUGGGGCUCUGAUGUCGAUUAUUUAGACAUCACCGCAUCACCGGCCAUUGACGAAAUUUCUCCCGAUCUCUCAGCAUUCAGUCAGCGAGGAGGCAAGUUAAUCACGCUUCAAGGAUGGGCAGAUCAGUACAAUGCCGCCACGUGGCCAAUCAAGCACCUGAAACAGAUCCAGUCGACUGUACAAGGGCAAGACGCCUCUGAGUUCAUCAGAUUGUUCAUGGUUCCUGGGGGUGGACACUGUGGGGCCAAUUCAGCGUACAGUCACGUACCGGCCACUUACCACGCUCUUGAUGCUUUGUUGCCGUGGGUGGAGGAUGGAAUUUACCCCGAGGAAAUCAUGAGCGAUGCGCCUCCUGACGGGUCGAAUACAACUAGGAAGCUGUGUGUAUGGCCAAAGGAGGCGAGAUUUCUGAAGGGUAGUCUAAGUGAUUGGAACAGUUACACAUGUAUUUAA